This is a messenger RNA of Colletotrichum higginsianum IMI 349063, 2946 nucleotides long. Its product is annotated as RAM signaling pathway protein. The record is from RefSeq and is a predicted model, not a curated record. The transcript has 3 exons. NCBI's taxonomy places the organism in Eukaryota, Fungi, Ascomycota, Sordariomycetes, Glomerellales, Glomerellaceae. Bases 1 to 2946 code for a protein of 981 amino acids. Gene Ontology annotation, molecular function: protein binding.
AUGGUCGAACGUAUGGAACGAUCAGAGAGGCCCUCGGGGCCCCUCAUGCCUCGCGGCCUUCCCGAGAAUCCCGCCCAAGGUCGACGACAACUCCAGAAGGAUGUCGCGCUCGGCAACAUUCCUCCGCCUCCGCCUCUCCCGCCGAUGCCCAAAGACCUCCGAAACCUCUCGACAGGGGCGACCCUCUCGGCUUCCGCGCCCAUGACCUCGGCACAGGUCAUCGCUCUUGCUCGCGACGCUAUGCAGAGCGCGCUCUACGAGAACGAGUCGCAGGCUGCCGAGGCGAGUGCCGUGAGCAACGAAUUGAAGCCUGGCGUCACCAUUGAUUUGAGUCGCAAGGGCAUUCAGAAACUCCCCGACGAGGUUGUUGAUAUCAUCAAGAACGAGCUGGAACGUCUUGCCCUUUCGCACAACCAAGUCAACUCCUUCCCGACUCGCUUCUCCGAAUGCACAUCCCUCCGCUACUUGAACGUCAGAAAUAAUCAGAUUCGAGAGUUUCCGUUGCCGCUCUGUGACCUCAAGUCACUCGAGAUCCUCGACCUGAGCAAGAACAAGUUACGCGUCCUGCCACCUGAUAUUGUCAAGCUUGCCUCCUUGAAGGUCUUCUCCGUCCAGAAGAACCGUAUCGAGGAGCUGCCGGUCGCCUUGGCCGACAUGGUUUCAUUGCAGGUGCUCAAGUUCGACGGCAACCCCAUCACAUUCCCACCGCGAGAAGUCCUGCAGGUGCAGGCAAGCAGUCCCCCCAACGAAGGCUACUUGAAAGAAAGCGAGGUCACAGAAGUGGCCGUCACUGCGCAUAUCAAGCGCUUCCUAAGACAGCACACUAUGAAUGGCCGUGCAGAGUCGGAUACGGCUGGCGAAGAAUCUAGUGAAGGCAUGGAAACUCCUCGCAUGCCCCCGAUCAAGCGUGUUGUCAGCGGUCGCUUCCCGAUCAAAGUCAACGGCACUGAUGUUCCCGACCUUCGAUCCCCAAACCUGAUCCGACCGCCUCCCAUCCCGAAUCGGUCUCACUACCGAGGACUGUCUCAGCAAAAUACGGCUAUCCGUCGACCGGGUGUCAUGCCAUUGACUAUAGGAAACGUCAACGAGCGCCUUCGAAGCAACUCAGAGACGCUGCUGCAGGCAACCCGAGGAGACCGCCCCGAAUCCCGAGCGAGACGCAUGGGCAUCGUGUCUCAGAAGGCUACCCAGCUAGGCACCUUGGAUGAGACACAGGCCAAUAACCGCUUCAGUCACUACAGGGGCCUGAGCCAUGGUUCGGCCAUGCAGCCGCCGCCGGCCAGCAUGUCGGUGAAGAGUCCCAAUAGCCCGGCCGAGCCCUUUCUCCAGCGUCCGAUUUACGUUCGACGGCUUUCCGUGCUGCCUGAGCGAAGACGCGAGUCCAAGUUCUACGAUCCCAUCCUGGAGGCUGCUAAGGGCAUCCUCUAUGCCGUCUUUCAGAUUCACCCCAUGAUUCAGAUGCUGAUGAGCCUGACGAGCGACGGUUCCUCAAAGAGAUCCAGCCUUGAGAUCGUCUUCUACAACACCAACUCGCAUGUAGAGGAGUUGGAGCAGGAGAUCCAGAAGCACGAUCCUGCCGCCGAGGGAGACGAGACGGCUGGUCGCGAGAACGAGAACGUUCACCGAGCCUGCCAGACUCUGGUCGGCGCCUACACUCACGUCUGCACGUUGCUGGCAGGCAAUAUCGAUUCAUUCAUCGACAACGGGGACCCGCGAUACAUUCGCACCCUGCUGAUGCUCAUCUACAAUAGUAUCAUGGAGAUCAGAUGCACAUUGGCUGCGGUCUCGCCUGACGCUGGCCCAUCGAAGCCCACGCCGCGGGCCAUGGCAUUGGGCGACACUAUCAAGCCGCAUUCGCGUGAGAACUCCAUUACGCCUACCGCUGAGCGGCUCGGACUGGCCCAGCGGCCUCGGCCCGGCCCGAUUCUUCACAAUCCGAGUAAUCUCAGAGUGGCGACGGACGUGCCCCUUCCCUAUUUGAAUGGAAUGAACGCUAUGCACGGCAUGCAUGGGAUGAAUGGUGUCGCAGCUAGUCGUACGGCGACGCUUGCUUCGGCCACGCCUCGAUCCGGAGAGUCUUUCGCCUCGGCUUCGUCGGGCGGACGUGGCAUAUCCGACUUCACAGAGGAGGACAGAUACUUUGAGAAGAUUUUCCUUUCACUUCAGCGAUCGUCCGAGCUCGUCAUGAGGACUUUGCCCAUGUUCCAGAACCACAUGUCGGUCCUCGCGAAGAAGGCUAUGGGACGUCGCGCUCCGGAUCACGAAAUGAUGUGCUGGAAAGGGCUCAUCUCCAAGUGCAGCACCGCGGUGCAGCAGACUGAAAUGCUCCGCAGCCGUCUUUCGUUGGUCAAGCUCAAGGAGCCUGGAAUUAUGAGUCAACCGGCAUUCAGAAGCUUGAUCAGCAAUUUCAUUGACUCAUGGGCGGAGUUUGGCUACCAGAUCCGCUCUGCAUUCAAUGAAGUCAGCCUUCCGCCCGAUACGAGGGUCAGACUUCGCCCUAUUCAGCAGGCUAUGAAGGAAGCGAGAGACACCAUCAUUCAAUCGCCCUGGAGCUAUCUCUUGCGACAGUCAUUAAACCCCAACACCUUCAGCCCCAAUGGCGGCCCGGGCUUGGCACCCAUCCAACUGCCGAUGACGCCCCAAAGCGCAGCUCUGGGACCCGCUGUUCAGGCGACAGUUCCAUCCACUCCUCAAAGUGCUUCCUUUGCGGCAGCAUUCAACGGCAACGUCUUCGAGCGGGCCGAUGCCCUUAUCAACAUGGGCGGGCUCUCAAUGUCUCGAAACGGUACGAUGACAAACAGCUCGGCCGCUAGUUUCACCAUGUCUUCCAUGUCAUCAUUCUCAUCAGACGGAGGAGCCAUGACGCCUUCAUCAGUCCUAAGCCCCAACGGCUUUGGCCCUGGUCCAGUGCCACUGCGACUCAAUGGUAGCAAAGUUGCCUUCUAG